AUGUUAAAAUCAGUGGGUAGCCGCUGCAGCAAUGAAAUCCCCAAAUUCCUCUUCUUCAGAUCAUCGUCAUCAUCUUCAAGAAGCAAAUUCCACAACUAUUAUCUCAGAAAAAGGCGAAAAUGGCCACAUCCAGUUUACAAAUCCCGUUGGCACGAGAAAUUAAGCCAACAACACGCUAUGCAAGCCCUUCGACAUCAAGCUUCAUCAUCAUCUUCCAUCAAUCUUCUCUCCUCUCUCGUCAAUUCUUUCGCUCUAUACAACUGUGACCCAACUCCAACUGCUUACCGUUUUGCCAUCAAGACUCUAAUUAAAACCUCACAAUCCCACCACAUUCCGCCACUUCUCCACCACCUCCAAACAUUUGAGAAAUUUGAAACACCCGAAUCAGUUUUGAUUGAUAUAAUUGAGUUUCAUGGCGAGAACAACGAGUUUCAGGAAGCAAUUGAUCUUUUCUUUAGACUACCCACUUUUAGGUGUAUUCCUAGUGUGGAUUCGCUUAAUUGUUUGCUCUCUGUUUUGUGUAAGCGAAAAGAGGGACUGGGAGUUGUGCCUCAGGUUUUGUUGAAGAGUAGGUUGAUGAAUAUUCGUCUUGAAGAAUCCAGCUUUGUUAUAUUAAUUGAAGCUCUUUGUAGGUUUAAAAAGCCAAAAAAUGCAAUUGGUUUGUUGUAUCAUAUGGUUGAUCAUGAUAUUGACAUUGAUCAACGGAGUUUUUCAUUGGUGCUCUUGACUUUGUGUCAGCAAAACGAUCUGAAAUCUAAUGAGGUCAUGAGUUUGCUGGAAGAAAUGACGAAAUUAGGGUUUUGCCUCGAGAAAACAGAUUGGGGGAACGUGAUUCGGUUUUUGGUGAAGAGGGGGAAUGGUAUGGAAGCUUUGGAGGCAUUGAGCAAGAUGAAAUUGGAUGGUUUUAAACCUGAUGCUAUCUGUUACACCAUGGUUUUAGAUGGGGUGAUUUCUGAAGGUGACUACGAAACUGCAGACCAACUGUUUGAUGAAAUGCUUGUACUGGGUUUGAUUCCUGAUAUCAAUACUUACAAUGUGUACAUGAAUGGGUUGUGCAAACAGAACAAAUUCGAUGAUGGAAUUAAGAUGCUUUCAAGCAUGGAGGAACUUGGGUGCAAACCCAAUAUGAUCACUUAUAAUACACUAUUGAGUGCAAUCUAUGAGAGUGGAGAAGUUGGUAAAGCACGCGACUUUUUAAAAAAUGUGAGAGCGAAGGGAGUUCUACUGCAUUCACGAACGUAUCAGAUAGUGAUCUAUAGAAUGAUCGUUACAGAUGAUAUCGCGGGAGCUUUAGAUCUUUUGGAGGAGAUGGUGCAAAAGAGCUUAGUGAUUCAGCCUUCAACAUUUGAUGAAAUUGUUUGCAGGUUGUGCCAAAACGGAUUAGUCUCUAAAGCGCUGAACUUGCUGACUGAAUUGCUAGAAAAAAACGUGCUUCCUGGAUGUAGAUCAUGGGAAGCAUUGAUAGUUGGAUUUCACAUUAAACAUGGUUUCAACGAGAUCGAUUUGAAUGCCAUGGAAACAAUGUCAUCCUGACUAUACCCAUUGAUUACCUCUGCUGAUGUGGGUUUAAUGGGUGUCACAAACUAAGCACAUUAUGGCACCUGGAUGU
Molecule: messenger RNA, 1609 nt
Organism: Cynara cardunculus var. scolymus (artichoke)
Lineage: Eukaryota; Viridiplantae; Streptophyta; Magnoliopsida; Asterales; Asteraceae
Product: pentatricopeptide repeat-containing protein At2g38420, mitochondrial
Exons: 1
Coding region: 1-1533 (510 amino acids)
Molecular function (GO): protein binding
Source: RefSeq, a predicted model, not a curated record